Solea senegalensis (Senegalese sole) is the source of this 4634-nucleotide messenger RNA. It is a transcript of the gene slc12a4, whose product is annotated as solute carrier family 12 member 4. Bases 101 to 3376 code for a protein of 1091 amino acids. Gene Ontology annotation, biological process: chloride ion homeostasis; potassium ion import across plasma membrane; chloride transmembrane transport. Gene Ontology annotation, molecular function: potassium:chloride symporter activity. The transcript is spliced from 24 exons. The record is from RefSeq and is a predicted model, not a curated record. Gene Ontology annotation, cellular component: membrane. NCBI's taxonomy places the organism in Eukaryota, Metazoa, Chordata, Actinopteri, Pleuronectiformes, Soleidae.
GUGGUGGAAUGUAGUUGCCAUUUGUGGGAGUUGGGGCUGGCUAACAGUUAGCCUGCUAUGUUGAGUCUGAGCUGCAGACGCAGAGGAAAGUGAUGAAAACAUGCCUCAUUUCACAGUGGUGCCAGUGAAGGACCAAGCUCAAUCCAGCUAUGACAGUCUGGAGGGGAUUAACUGGGUGGAUUACAGGGACACUGGACAGGAAAACCAUGAUUAUCAAGACACUGUCAGCUCUGAUGGACAUGGAAACCACAGUGAGAAUAGUCCAUUUAUCAACAAUGCUGAUGCUGCUGGCAAGAAGAGUGACUUCUAUGACAGGAACCUGGCAUUGUUUGAGGAAGAGCUGGACAGCCGACCAAAGGUCUCGUCCUUUCUUAGCCGCUUGGUCAACUACACCAACAUCACCCAGGGAGCAAAGGAGCAUGAGGAGGAGGAGAGCACUGAGGCUUCACACAGGGAGACCCCCAAGUCACCCAACAUGGGCACUCUGAUGGGAGUCUACUUACCGUGUCUCCAGAACAUCUUUGGCGUCAUUCUUUUCCUCCGACUGACAUGGAUCGUUGGGAUGGCUGGCAUCAUGCAGUCCCUGCUGAUUGUUCUCAUGUGCUGCUCUUGUACAAUGCUCACUGCCAUAUCAAUGAGUGCCAUUGCUACUAAUGGCGUUGUCCCAGCUGGAGGGUCAUAUUUCAUGAUUUCACGCUCCCUUGGCCCAGAAUUUGGAGGCGCUGUGGGACUCUGCUUCUAUUUAGGAACCACCUUCGCUUCUGCCAUGUACAUUCUUGGUGCCAUUGAAAUUCUUCUGAAAUAUCUGGUCCCUCAGGCAGCCAUCUUUCAUGCCACGGACACACUCGGGAGUGACACUGCCAUGCUGAACAACAUGCGUGUGUACGGCACUCUCUGCCUCACACUGAUGGCUGUGGUGGUUUUCGUCGGAGUCAAAUAUGUCAACAAGCUGGCCUCUCUUUUCUUGGCAUGCGUCAUUAUCUCUAUUGUCUCGAUCUACAUUGGGGCAAUCAAGUCGGUGGCUCAUCCGCCAGAAUUCCCGAUCUGCAUGGUAGGCAACAGGACUUUGGUGAGAGAUCUCUUUGACGUGUGCGCUAAGACUGUGACGGAGGGAAACAUCACUGUGCCCAGUCAGCUGUGGCACAGGUUCUGCCUGCCAGGGAACAUGAGCAGCGCUCAGUGCGAUGAGUUUUUCCUCCAAAACAAUGUGACAGAGAUACAAGCCAUCCCUGGUCUGGGUAGUGGGAUUAUGAGAGAAAACAUGUGGGGCAACUACCUGCAGAGAGGAGAGAUCCUGCAAAAAGCAGGGCUACCGUCAGUAGAUGUCCAUGGCACCAUGGAAAACUUUGGCAUGUACGUGUCAGCUGACAUCGCGACAUCCUUCACACUUCUGGUGGGGAUCUUCUUCCCGUCGUCCACAGGUAUCAUGGCGGGCUCCAACAGAUCUGGUGAUCUCCGGGAUGCACAGAAGUCCAUUCCUGUGGGAACUAUUUUAGCUAUAACCACAACUUCUCUUGUUUAUUUCAGUUCUGUAGUCCUGUUUGGGUCUUGCAUUGAGGGCGUGGUUCUCAGAGACAAGUUCGGUGAUGCCGUCAGCAAGAACUUGGUAGUGGGGACUCUCUCGUGGCCAUCACCGUGGGUUAUUGUCAUUGGCUCCUUCUUCUCUACAGUUGGAGCAGGCCUGCAGUCACUUACUGGAGCUCCACGACUUCUACAGGCUGUUGCCAAAGACAACAUCAUUCCUUUCCUAAGGGUUUUUGGACAUGGAAAGGCCAAUGGAGAGCCUACAUGGGCACUGCUACUGACUGGUCUUAUUGCAGAGCUGGGUAUCCUUAUUGCCUCGCUGGAUAUGGUUGCUCCUAUUCUUUCUAUGUUCUUCUUGAUGUGCUAUCUCUUUGUGAACUUAGCCUGUGCAGUUCAGACUCUUUUACACACACCAAACUGGAGGCCAAGGUUUAAAUAUUACCAUUGGGCUUUAUCUUUCCUUGGUAUGAGUAUGUGUCUGGCUCUUAUGUUCAUCUCCUCCUGGUAUUACGCUAUUGUGGCCAUGUGUAUUGCUGGGAUGAUCUACAAAUACAUUGAGUACCAGGGAGCGGAGAAGGAGUGGGGAGAUGGGAUAAGAGGACUGUCCCUCAGUGCUGCACGCUAUGCCCUGCUGAGACUAGAGAUCGGACCCCCUCACACCAAAAACUGGAGACCACAGCUGCUGGUGCUGCUAAAGCUGGAUGAGGACCUCCAUGUAAAAUACCCCCGGCUGCUUACUUUUGCUUCACAGCUGAAGGCAGGAAAGGGUCUUACCAUUGUGGGCACUGUCAUACAGGGAAACUUCCUGGACAGCUUUGGGGAGAUGCAGGCAGCUGAACAGGCCAUCAAGAACAUGAUGGAAAUAGAACGGGUAAAGGGUUUCUGUCAGGUCAUGGUGGCGUCUAAGGUGCAUGAGGGCAUCGUUCAUCUGAUCCAGUCCUGUGGUCUAGGAGGCAUGAAGCACAAUACUGUGGUAAUGGGCUGGCCGUAUGGCUGGAGACAGAGUGAGGACCCUCGUGCCUGGAGGACUUUCAUCAACACAGUCCGCUGCACCACAGCCGCCCACCUGGCCCUGAUGGUGCCCAAAAAUGUGUCUCUCUACCCGAGCAACCACGAACGCUUCACAGAUGGCACCAUUGAUGUGUGGUGGAUCGUCCACGAUGGGGGGAUGCUGAUGCUUCUGCCUUUCCUGCUUAAACAACACAAGGUGUGGAGGAAAUGUAAGAUGCGCAUCUUCACUGUAGCCCAGAUGGAUGACAACAGUAUCCAGAUGAAAAAGGACUUGGCCUUGUUCCUUUAUCAGCUGAGAAUAGAGGCUGAGGUGGAGGUGGUGGAGAUGUGUGACAGUGACAUCUCAGCGUACACCUAUGAGCGGACUUUAAUGAUGGAGCAGAGGUCCCAGAUGUUGAUGCAAAUGAGGCUGUCCAGUGCCGAAAGAAAAAGAGAGGCCCAGCUGGUUAAGGACAAACAUUCUAUGGGAAGUCUAUACUCCGUUGCGGAGGAGGAGGUUGUGGAGGCUUCUCCACAGAAGGAUAAGAUGACAUGGACAAGAGAGAAGUGGGAAGCAGAGAGGAGGAACAAGAACGCUGCCCCUCAGAACUUCAAAGAACUCAUGAGCCUCAGGCCGGAUCAGUCCAAUGUGCGACGAAUGCAUACGGCUGUGAAGCUCAACGAGGCCAUAGUUAACAGGUCCCACGACGCUCGGUUAGUGCUGCUCAACAUGCCGGGACCACCGCGGAACACAGACGGCGACGAGAACUAUAUGGAGUUUUUGGAGGUUUUGACUGAAGGCUUGGAAAGAGUGCUGCUGGUGAGAGGUGGUGGUCGGGAGGUCAUCACUAUCUACUCAUGACCAACUAUGACAACGUAUUCCACUUGGACACAAGAUAGGUCCUGCUCUGCCGCCACAACUGUUAUUAUAAGCAAAUAUUUUGGAAGUAUAAACCUUUGAGAACAAAAUAAGUUCUUUCUAUUCUUGUAGAAUAUUGGGACACUUAAGUGUACAUAUAUGUCUGAUGUGCCCACGGCUUCGCCAUUCUUUGCAUAGAAAACGAUUUUUUUUUCUCUUUCAGAAAAAUCUGUAUUUUUGUCUAACAUAAAGUUUAGGUCCACAUUUUUUACAUAUUUAUUGGUAGACAAAUUACCUCGUCAUAUGUGGGUGGAAACAAUCUAUAUUUAAUGGUGUAGCAGACCAAGUGCCCUGUUUAUUGUAACGGUUUUAUAGUGUUUCACAUUUUCUCUUCUUAAACUGCCUCUUGAUUACUUUGGAAGCACAUCUCUAUUUAUUUAUUUAUUUUCUUCCGACAACUCCCCACACAGAGGUAAAACAAAAUAUCACUCUAAAUAUAAAUAAUAACGAGGGUACAUUUCUGGACACAUUUGUAAAUAUGGAAGCCCGAGAUCAUGAGCAAGAUUAGAAUUAGUGAUAGGUUAUUAGUUUUGGAGGGAUUUUCCAUUUCACGCGGCCACCACCCUUUGGGUGGAGACAUAACUGUGUGAGGCAGCAGGCAAUUGCAGGGCAAAGCUAGACAUGCCGACACUUGGCUGCAGAGACUGGCGCUUUUCGAUGUUGAAUCGCACCAUGCUGGCAAAGAAGGAACCGGAGCUGCUGCAGGAGAUGAAGCAAUAACAGUUAAAAAUACAGUAGUUGGGCUCACCUCAUGCACGGACUUGGCUCUGGAGCCAAACUCCUGUAGAAGGAGUUGGACUCUCCCUUUCCAGAGUUACACAGGGUGAAAGGUGCCGAUGGGUGUGGAGACACUGUGUAAGGUCGCCUCCAUGUGACGUAGCAUCAGUAAUUGUACUUAAACAAUGUAGAAGUAAGUGACUGCAGUGACAAGGAACAGACAGAAACAAAGUUUUGCUUUUACUUUCUUAUCCAACAUGAUCCCCUUCUAAACAUACAUAGGAAUAAAUAUUUACAUACGCACAUAUCCAUGCACUGUAUGUACACGUGCACAUAAUGCAUGCCACAACACAUAGUUUUUGAAAGUCAAAAAUUGAGCUGUACAUUUUUAAAUUUAUAUUUGUACUAUUUCAUACUGUAACUCCAACAACAGAAAUGCAUCUGCUUUAUUUGGCCUUUUGUACAAUAAAUCCCUGAAAUCAUA